GACAGAAUUCACGGUUCUGACAUCAUCAUAGCAUCAAUGAAGCAACGAAAGCCCUCGCUUGAUGACUAUUUAACAAGGUCAUGGAGCGAAAGAUCGAAGAGCUUCAAUAUAAAGAACAGGGAUGGCAUCUCAGAGCAGCCAACGGAGAGGUAAAGCUGAACAUGUUCAUGUAUAUAAGCAGAGCAUCUAUACUUAAUCCUCUUCUGCUGCCAUAAUCCCACACUGAACAGUAUGUGUAAUCACUUAUGGCCUGUGGUCUGUGAAGUAUACUUAAGGAUUACGGAGUACAUGUACCGUAGCUGCUGGUGUACCGUGUGACUUGUCGAUCUCAUACUCGCCUUUUAUUUAUCCACUUAUCCUGAACAAUAGUAAUAACUGCUCAUGCUUGCCAGAAUCCUUGUGUUUGCAGUGCGUGUGCAACCUCCACCUCUCCCAGGUUGUGCUUGUGUAUUUUAAAGGUGUGGGUACCACAUGAUUUCAAGAUCUUUAUGACUCGACAAGGGUAAACAAAAGAGUUUGCACAAUGUACUUCUUAAGAUACGACAUGGGAAGGUUUCAGUCCAGGUUACUAGAUAUCUGAAAUCAGCUGGAUGUCUUAUGCUGUCAAUGCAAGCAGAUCUCUUAACAAUAAAAAGGUUGCUUGGUGUCUUAAUAUUAAAAUGUGUCUUAAAUAUAUUUGAUACUGUUCUGUGAAAAGCAGAGAAAACAGUGGCACAUCAGAGACCCUGCAGGAAAGACUCAACAGAGUCGGGAGAUCACCAUCUAAGACAAGACACAACCCAUUCAACAGUAGUCCAAUGGAGCUGAACCUCGAGGAGACACCUGAAGCAUCAGGAUCUGCCCUCAGGAGAUUAUCUACCGACAGGGACUUUGAUUCACGAGUAAAAUAUCAGGAACCAAGCCACACUGAAGAUAACAGUGAGGUGCCUCGAAAAAAACCUGUGCCAAAGAAGAGGACGAGAAUCUUCAAACCCCAGAGCUCUUUAUCUGACAGCGCCAGCUCUGUGUCCACCCAGAGCGCAUCUAGUCAAAGCGUGUCGACUCAGAGUAUAUCUACUCAGAGUACUUCCACCCAAAGCGUGUCAGCCACUGAGAGCUCAGGAACCCGAACUCCGGCACCCAGAGGAAUCCUCAAAUACACCUCCAGCUGCAGUUCCAGUGACUCCGCUUUCAAAAGCCAGAUGCCCCAACCAGUUGUGACAUUAAGCUAUGUUCGCAAAAGGAGCAAUCAAGAAAAGGAUUUUGACAUGAGUAAACAUAUUUUGGAGAGUAAAGAGGAACCAGGUUACAAAACACAGCCACUAAAGAUUCCAAAGUCACGUUUACCAGUGAGAGCCCCGUCCCUUCUGAAGAAACCUCCGCAAGACACAGAGGAGAAAACGAAGAUGCACACACGCUUAAGUCUGAGCUCUGACCCGACAGCAGAUAAUGACAAGAAGGGACAAGACAGCAUGAAACAAAAAAAUACAGAUGAUUGUUUUGCUCAGUCACCGAACAUAGAACCAGACGAACAAAAGAUAUCGGAUGAGACUUUGUCUUUUCCUCAUGAGAAUGCAAGGUCUGCAUUAACUACCAACUCUAUGAAACCAUUAGAUGGGAUCAUUGCUCCUCAACGUACACAGCAAAAGUCUGAGACAGUGGAGAAUCAUAUGACUAUGUCGCAAAAGGUGGAAACGACAAGAGCAGAACAUAUUGGGACUGCUGUUGAUCAACAGUUUCCUGGUGUCGCCGACAUAGCAAAUACAUCUACUGAUCGUGGGAUUGAGAGCAGCCCCUCUGCAUUCAAUAUAAACACCUAUAACAUGAAUCAAGAAUCAAAGCCAGCUGUCGCACCAGAUGUACACAUUCCCACACCUACUGAUGAACGAGGCAAUUCCAUCACCAAAGUUCUCGAGUGGUUUAGCAGGAGCUCAGACAGCAGCGAUAUGCUUGAUGUGGAGAGUAAUCAUGACAUGGAGGAAGAUGCUAAGAUUGAUGACAUAGAUGUGGAGGAUGAAGCUAAUCAAAAACCCAAACCAAGAGAUAACGUGUACUUGAUCAUACCACGCCAAAGUGAAAAGAAAUCAUCGGAGGUAAAUUCACAAUUUUUAAAAGAGACAGAGUGGGGAAAGGAACAGUGUGUUGAUGAAUCUCCUCAAAAUACUCCAAAACAACGGAGAAGAUCUGAAUCCAUGUCUUAUAAGGAAUCUCUCAUCAUGAAGCCUUCAGUUGACGUUGCUUUGACUGACAUCGCAAACGAUGUCACUCAGCCAGAGGACAGUGUAUUUGAAAAAGUUAAUGAAAAUGAGAAAAUUGACUCUUUAACCAAGGAAGACCCAAGAGAAGAGCCUAAAGUUAAACUUGUAACUGAUUUCAAGGUUCAUCAACAAAAAGAAAGAACGGGUGGUGAAGAGAAUCAAAGACCAAAACUUGCUCAUUUGAGAUCAUUCUGGGAAAGGGAAAACAUCGGACCAAAGAUUUUGAUCAGCAGAACUAAUGUACCUGCUAAAAAUGAAUCCCUCAACAAUAGUGAUGUUUGCACAAAGCCAGCUGAAAGUAAAAAUGAAAAAAGGGUAGCCGAACACAGCUUGGGAUAUCCAGAACAUCAGAUUAAAGAGACAAUCAGUGUUGUGGACGUUUCAGACCUUAAGAAUGCUAACACAAUCAAAAAGCCUGAAGUACCAGUUGUUACAGCUGAAUCAAAAAAUGCAUCAUUGAUCUAUUCUAACCAGAAGAAAGACCAAACACUUGCAAGCUCUCCCUCUCACAAGCAAUCUUCUCUUCCACGUUUAAAAUCAUCAUCUUUGCUUGAUAGUGGAUCCUUGUCAGCAGGUCAAAACAUUGAAAAAAUGGGAGGCAGUGGAGAUUGCACUUCCCCAAAAGAAUCAGAGCCGAAGUCCAAAACGGCACCAAGGCCAAAUCCAACGCCUCUUGUUAAGCAGAAUUCCCAGCAGGAGGAGAUCAUGGCAGUGAAGAUCAAACAACUCAAGUCCUUCUGGGAAAAAGAAAAAUUGGGGCCUAGAAUAUCAGCUCAAAACAAAAAACCUUCAGUAGCUUCUGCUAAGAUGAACAGAAGAUUUACAAAGUCUGAGUUUGAUCUCAGAUCAAUAGGUGCUGAGUUUGAUGAUGAUAUAGAGGACGAUACUUCUGAUAGAGAGAAAGUGUCUCCUAAUUUCUCUAUGCAUCCACUAUGGAAAGAAAGGUCAACUGUGACAGAUGGGAUGAACAAUUCACAGUUUAAGAAUCUCAGAGACUUCUGGGGUGGAUCUCCUACAAUGCAGUCUGGUCAAAAGUCUCCGGUUCUUAAAAGUGGAAAUAAAAAUCCAAAAAUGUUUAAUGUCCAGUCAGAAAGAAGUAAUGUUAAAACCAUAGUAAAUGAAACACAAACCAAUGCCAAACAAUCUUUGGCUUCCUCCUCACCAGCAAAGCCAGAGAAAACACCACUUUCUUCCUCAAAUAAGAAAUCUACUAAAAGACAAGAAUCUGUAGCAAAAGCCAACCAGUUGCCUUCGGCCUCCAGUCCGACCUCUGUAAAAGAUACAACUCCACAUAAACCUACCAUUGGCCAAGAAUCACAACCUCAGCAGAGCCGAAGCAGCAGCAAAGGCAGUCUGAAUGGAAAAGCAAAGGCAAUGCGACGUGCCUCCAGCAUGUUUUCUGUCAACACGGCAGGUGAGGAGCAAAGCCAAAGCGUGCAUCCUCAACCCAAAGAGACACAGAAUCCCAAUCUUCACCAGGCAACAAAAAGUUACCUCACACCAUCCAGGAAAACAACAGAAUCAAGCAAUACCCUGCCAAAAACCUCUUCUGACAAUUCCUGGCAAGACAAAAAAAGAAACUCUCAGAGAAAACCGUCCCGUACGUCUGAAGAUUCUGACUUUCAACCUCUUGCAAGGUCCUAUAUUCCUCCCGAUUACCAGCACUACCUGGGAAUCACAGAGACAGGCAGAAUGUACACUCCUCCUCCAGUUAUAGAGCAGAUAGAAGACUUUCUCUGCACCUCAUUUACAACCUCAAUUGAGACCAGCUGCAAAUGUAAAUGUUCCCCUGUAAGAACCAGCACUCCUGUACAAGGAUCUCCUGACCUUCAAAGGAGAGGAAGCUUGGGACUUGAUGGACAUGUCUGUCAUGAUGCUUCCAAGACCAGUACGGCAGACACCUGGCCCCAUGUAAAGGGAAAUCUGAACUGUGAUAAGGAGAGUUCUGUUCAGAAAGCCUUGAGACGAGCUGCAUCAAGACCCGUGUACCAUAAGAGCAUGAAUGAUAUCAGCACUUCGCCUGGACAAGGCCAAAAUAUCAAGCAAACGGAUGACUACGAACAGGUCCCUAGCACACAUGUCCAGACUUCCUUUGCCACCUCAGACCCAGAGCACCUGAAGCAACUCAGCAAAUCCGUGCCCUCCUUUCUACAGAAAGAGAGUGAUGGAGGAGAGAGCGACUCAGAGAGCAGCUCCCGCAGCGGCCUGCCACAGAGAAUCAACAGACAAUACACCAACCUUAGCGGUUACUCCGGCUCUGCAUCUGUGUCGUCUGUUAGCGGCAGUGUUGCGAGUGUGUAUAGCAGCGACUACGGCAGUGUUGAAGUUCAAGGCAUCAUCCAGUUUUCACUGAACUAUGUGCAGAAGUUGCGGGAGUUCCACAUUUUCGUGGUUCAGUGCAAGAAUCUGGCAGCGGUGGAUGCGAAAAGGAAUCGAUCUGACCCGUAUGUCAAGAGUUACCUCAUACCUGAUUCUGCCAAUCUGGGAAAGAGAAAAACGUCUGUGAAGAGGAAAACCUUAAAUCCUACAUACAAUGAGAUUCUUAGAUACAGAGUCAGAAUGGAGAACCUGAAGUCUCAGCUUUUGAACCUUUCUGUGUGGCACAAUGACACAUUUGGCCGCAACAGCUUUCUGGGAGAGACAGAGCUUGACCUUUCCUUAUGGGACUUUAAUGAUACAGAGAGGAAGUUUUUGCCUCUUAAACCAAGGAAUUACUCCUUUCAGUCCUCCACCAGCCUCCAGCCCUUAGAUUUUAGAGGACAAAUGAGAUUGGCUGUACGAUUUCUGCCCCAGAUCUCCCAGUCUAAACGCAUUCCUGGCACAGGUGAAGUGCAUAUCUGGGCCAAAGACUGCAAGAAUCUCCCUCUUAUCAGAAGUCCAUCUAUUGACCCGUAUAUAAAAUGCUUUGUACUCCCAGACACCAGCAAAAAGAGUCGUCAGAAAACUAGGGUGUUAAAGAAGACCACCAGCCCCAUAUUUAAUCACACCAUGGUGUAUGAUGGCUUUAGGGCAGAGGACCUGAAAGAAGCCUGCGUUGAGAUUACAGUUUGGGACCGUGAUCGACUAGCCAAUCACCUGCUCGGAGGCCUAAGACUCGGCAUGGGCACAGGUAAGAGUUAUGGAGCUCAGGUGAACUGGAUGGACUCAACACCAGAAGAGAUUGAUUUAUGGAGGAGAAUGAUGGAGUCUCCCAGUGAGUGGAUAGAAGGGGUGUUGCCACUCAGGAUGCUAACAACAGACAACAAAGCAUGAAAAAUGAGUUUACAAUUAGAGGCCUUUACCAUUAUUGAAGUACAACUUUCAUAUUUCUGCACAUUUCAAAGCUUGCAUUUUCUCUCAUUUAUAACAGGUUGUUUCAUUUGUGUCGGAAAGCUUUUGAGAAAUAAUACAAAUCCAAUGUUCAGUCACUGCUUAUGUGGCUCUGGUCUGUGGGGUGUGUUAUGAAUAGCAUGUUAUACAAAUUGUUCUAAUGAAUUAUGCAUUAUACCAUAUAUGCUGUGUAUAAUGUAAAGUAUACAACUGAGCACUUUAUAUGAAAUACAGUGCAUUUCCAUUGUAACAAAUGUCACUUUAUUUUGUCUGAUUGGCAUAUUACACAGAAUUUUAUUAAAACCACUGUUUUUAUCUGA
This is a messenger RNA of Triplophysa dalaica, 5866 nucleotides long. RefSeq names its product synaptotagmin-like 2b (gene sytl2b). Bases 798 to 5489 code for a protein of 1563 amino acids. The transcript has 16 exons. The record is from RefSeq and is a predicted model, not a curated record. Gene Ontology annotation, molecular function: neurexin family protein binding. Gene Ontology annotation, cellular component: exocytic vesicle; plasma membrane. Gene Ontology annotation, biological process: exocytosis. NCBI's taxonomy places the organism in Eukaryota, Metazoa, Chordata, Actinopteri, Cypriniformes, Nemacheilidae.